GUUAUGUCACCGGAUGCGGGAUUAAAAGAUACUGGAAAUGAGAACGAGCUAGAAGGCAGAGCGUCGAGGAAACGGUCCGGGGACGGAAUUAUCUCGUUGAAAAGCCGACCGAACUCGUCAGCCGCGGCGACCAACAUAGUCCCGCUGGAAGAACCUGAUUCCCAAGUCUUCCUGGGCGAGGAGGAGCUGCAGACGAUCACCGAAGACAUCCUGAAGACGGUGGAAGACGAGCAGCCCGAAGACCAGGAGAAGGCGCCAGAACCCGGGCCUAAAAAGUCCUUCGACGCCGUGGGUUUGGAGCCGAUCGCCGAGGAGAAGAAGGACGCCGAGGGGGACUCCGUGACGGACGCGCUCGAUACAGAUAGGCAGUGAAUGCGGUGGAGGAGAGAAAAGGAGGAAGGAUAAAUUGAAUGGAGAAAGAGAGAGAGAGA
Messenger RNA from Penaeus vannamei (Pacific white shrimp), 431 nucleotides. Lineage: Eukaryota; Metazoa; Arthropoda; Malacostraca; Decapoda; Penaeidae. The record is from RefSeq and is a predicted model, not a curated record.